Messenger RNA from Oncorhynchus kisutch (coho salmon), 1672 nucleotides. Its product is annotated as yjeF N-terminal domain-containing protein 3. Bases 246 to 1043 code for a protein of 265 amino acids. Lineage: Eukaryota; Metazoa; Chordata; Actinopteri; Salmoniformes; Salmonidae. Gene Ontology annotation, molecular function: NAD(P)HX epimerase activity. The record is from RefSeq and is a predicted model, not a curated record. The transcript has 7 exons. Gene Ontology annotation, cellular component: mitochondrion.
CUAUUGCAACCAAGACUGCUCUGCCACCUGUUGGAUUGUCGGGCGGGAAGAAGGGCUGAACUGCAACAGAUAGGCAAUGAACAGCUGGCAUGGCUCUUCCACGGUGACGUCAUCCAGGUAGACCGAGGCCUUGCGCUGAGCGCGAGGGAGUUUGCGGACAUUGGAAUCGUCGUAAGGCAUGCACCCAGUGACCAUGACAUACAGAAUCACACCCAGGCUCCACACGUCAUAUUUCUUGGGAUCGUAUGGAACUCCAAGCAGUACCUCGGGUGCGGCGUAGGCCGCGGAACCACAGCUGCCAAAAGAUGAACCACAGCUCGACUGAACCGGCGGAGACCAUCGAGCUACUGCGGUAUCUCAGUAAAGUGGAGACAGCAGCCAUUGAGACAGAGCUGCUGAGGGACUACAGGUUUGGCCAGCAGCAGCUGAUAGAGAUCUGGGGGCAUGCCUGUGCCAUCGCCAUCACCAAGGCCUUUCCUCUAACCUCCCUGGGUAAGAAGCAGCCAACAGUGUUGGUAGUCUGUGGUCCUGACCAGAACGGCUCCAUCGGCCUGGUGUGUGCCCGCCACUUGCGCAUAUUUGAGUAUGAGCCAACCAUCUACUAUCCCAAACGUACCCCUCACACCAUUCAACAGGACUUCACAGUUCAGUGUGAAAAGAUGGAUAUCCCAUUCCUCUCCUAUCUCCCAACAGAGGUGCAGUUGAUUAACGAUGCCUAUAACCUGGUGAUCGAUGCCAUCCUGGGGCCAGAGACUGACCACACAGAUGUGAAGGAGCCCUACGCUGGCAUCCUAGUCACUCUGAAGCAGGUCAAGAUCCCCAUCGUAAGUUUGGACAUACCCUCAGGUUGGGAUGUUGACCAGGUGACCUCAGAUGGGAUCAACCCAGACGUCCUGAUCUCGCUUAUGGCACCAAAGAGAUGUGCCACCAGUUUCUCAGGGAAGCACUACUUGGCGGGACGCUUCCUGCCUUAUGACAUCCAGAAGAAAUACGAUCUGAACCUGCCAGAAUAUCCAGGCAUAGACUGUGUUAUAGAAUUGUAAAAUCUUCUGUACACACUCACCAGUCAUCAUUUUGGAUAAAUAUGGAUAAUAUAUUCACGUUUUGUAUUUUAUAGAUUGUUACUGUGCUUUACCGUUCAUGUGCUAUCUCUCCAAUGGGUGUAGACUAGAGCAGGUUUAGUCUUACCCAGAAUUCACUCUGUUUGCUCAAAUACAAUAGAAAAAUGGUAUAGAAUCUGUGGGAGGUCUGAGUUGUAUGUUUCCAUGUGAGUUUUCAUGUGAGUUACCAAGUGAGUUACCAAGUGAGUUUUCAUGUGAGUUACCAAGUGAGUUACCAAGUGAGUUGCGUCAUUCUCAUUUUUGUGAUUGCUUCUUUGCAAAGUUCUGAGAUGAUCUUUCUCCUUCAGCAAAAAACUAUGAAUGUUGUGCGGAAGAGGUGUUUUGUACCUUCGAGUCACUGCUUUUUGUUAUGUAUUAUUAUGUUUUGAGUUCUGUUUUUCUUAUUGAAGAAUGCUUGGAUUUUGGGUCAUACUACUUUCUAGCAGCUGCAUAUUUUAAAAAAUAUAAUUCAGUCUACACUGCUGCAUUUCCUUAGUCCAAGUAACACCUGUUCGUUGCUUUGCAGCUACAGAGUUAACUCUUUGUCCAAUAAAAUAUCUCAUUUAACAAUU